This is a messenger RNA of Parus major (Great Tit), 4456 nucleotides long. It is a transcript of the gene GNPDA2, whose product is annotated as glucosamine-6-phosphate deaminase 2. Bases 1285 to 2118 code for a protein of 277 amino acids. Gene Ontology annotation, cellular component: cytoplasm. Lineage: Eukaryota; Metazoa; Chordata; Aves; Passeriformes; Paridae. The transcript has 6 exons. The record is from RefSeq and is a predicted model, not a curated record. Gene Ontology annotation, molecular function: glucosamine-6-phosphate deaminase activity; identical protein binding. Gene Ontology annotation, biological process: N-acetylglucosamine catabolic process; N-acetylneuraminate catabolic process; D-glucosamine catabolic process.
GAUUUAUCGUCCUUCCCCCCGCUCCAUCACUAAACAAAGCCAAAAAAAGUGCCCUUAACCGAAAACUCGCGGGUCCGUGGGUCCCUGCUCUUGGAGAGCAUCCCCGUGUCCCCAGCGUAGAAGUGGUGGGAUUUUACGAGGCCGCCCUAAAGCCGCGUACUCUGUUCCUGCUGGCAUGCUUCUCCUCGGGGAUGUGUGUUAACUCUUUAGCGUACGUGUGGAGUAGCGUUUCCUCGGCAAAGGUGAGUUUGACUUGUCACGGCUCAGCUGUCCAGGGAGGUGCAGGCAGCAAACGGUGAUGGUCACUUUCUUCCUCCUUUAGUGGGACAAACAUGGUACCCUGUUAAGUCCUUUAAUUCAUAUUUGCUUUGAAACCAGCCGCUCAUUUUGGGUCAGCUAAAGGUCGUGUGGUCGGUUGUGUUCUGGCUAAUGCCAAGCACACCAGACCUGGGAAAAAAAAGAGUAACGCGUCCCAAAGUGGUGAAAGAGCCUCAGUCUUUCUGUAGUAACUACCGGCCUCUGUUAAACAGAAAUUCAUGGAAAAAGUAUUUUCACUGAAAUGCAAGAGAUGCUUGUAUACUCCUAGCAACCAAGCUUGUUUUCUGAAUAUUCAUCUUAAAGGUUGAUACAAUUGUACUCAAAGCCUUUUAAAUUUCUGUUUAAAUUUCUGUGGCUAAAAAAAACCAUGACAUUGUAUUUCUUCCUGCAAAUUGUAAACAUUUCAUAUCUCUCUAAUGCUUUAUUAUUUUUUUUUUUAGAUUAAUAAAAUUACUGGGCAUUGUUAAGGAGCUAGAAUGGGAGUGAAAGGAGCUUUAAUUAUUUAGUCCCAAUUAGGUAUUUUUAAUAUAGAAACAUGGGAUUAGUUUGGGUCUUGUUUUUGAAGUUGUAGGAAUUCCGCUGGUCAUAAGAAACAGGAAUUAAUCUUGUUAUUUGAGUAUUUCCUCUUUUCUGAUGGUAACACUUGAUGAAAAUAUUGAAGUUCAAAAUGGCUUAUUUUAGCUUUUAACUAAUUGCUAAUUGCUUUAAAUUAGUCUGUGGAUCUUAAUAAAUAUUUUGACUGUAAUCUAUCAUUUGGAUUCUGUAGCUUUUCUCUUGAUUGUCCAGCUUGAACUGGGACUACCAGAGUGUGGUAUGCUAAUGCAAGUCAUUGGUAUGAAAGUUGAUUUUCUUAUCUCCUCUGUAAUCUAAGAGUUUUACAACUACUUGCGUGGUGCUUAUUUUUAAAACUUCACCAUUUUCUCCAGGUUUAAGUUUGUUUUAUCAUACAAGUUCCUCCCUGCCAUAAUGAGGCUAGUAAUUCUUGAAGAUUAUGAUCAGGCUAGUGAAUGGGCAGCCAAAUACAUCUGUAAUCGUAUUAUCCAGUUCAAGCCAAGUCAAGGAAGAUAUUUCACGCUUGGUCUACCAACAGGGAGUACACCUUUGGGAUGCUACAAAAAGCUGAUAGAAUAUCACAAAAAUGGAGAUCUCUCUUUCAAAUAUGUAAAGACUUUCAACAUGGAUGAGUAUGUAGGGCUUCCCAGAAAUCAUCCAGAGAGCUAUCACUCCUAUAUGUGGAAUAACUUCUUUAAGCAUAUUGACAUAGAUCCGAAUAAUGCUCACAUCCUUGAUGGGAAUGCACCAGACUUACAGGCGGAAUGUGAUGCAUUUGAAAAGAAAAUUGAAGAAGCAGGGGGGAUUGAUCUUUUUGUUGGAGGCAUUGGUCCAGAUGGCCACAUUGCAUUCAAUGAACCCGGAUCAAGUUUGUCUUCAAGGACAAGAUUAAAGACUUUAGCGAUGGACACCAUUUUGGCAAAUGCUAAAUACUUUGAUGGAGACUUAUCUAAAGUACCAACUAUGGCGCUAACAGUUGGUGUGGGUACAGUGAUGGAUGCUAGAGAAGUGAUGAUUCUUAUAACGGGUGCGCACAAGGCUUUUGCAUUGUACAAAGCAAUUGAAGAAGGAGUCAAUCAUAUGUGGACAGUUUCUGCUUUCCAGCAACACCCUCGCACUAUCUUUGUGUGUGAUGAAGAUGCUACUUUAGAACUAAGAGUUAAAACUGUGAAGUACUUUAAAGGAUUUAAAUAUUCUUCAUUAAGUAAGACAGAAGCAAUACUUUGUAACCAUUUUUCAUGCAUCUAGGAAGUGAGUAAUUAUUUCCUUUUAAUUUCCCCUUUUUAGAUGAGGAAAAUAUUGGUAGAAAGUUAAAUGUUUUAAAGCUCACAGCAUGUUUCUAGUUUGCAUAGUGUAUGCAGCUGUUACUCUUUCUGGACAAAUGACUUUUAUGUCAAAUGUGUACUUAAGUUUUUGUAAACGGUUAAACUGAAAAAAAUAUUAGACUUGAUCUAACAUCUGUAUUUUAUAUUAAAUAAUCACAUAGUGAUUAGUAAUAGAUGCUGCAUAAGAUGCCUUUUUUAUGGUCACCUACAGUAAUGACCUUAAGACUGUAUAGUUAACUCAAAUUUCAUGUUGCUGCAGUGACAUUAAGGUUGCCACCAGCUGCAUCAUUUAGCAAAGGUAUUUGAAUAUUCUUUGCCACAGACACUAAAAUACACAGUACUGUGAGAUUUCUUUCAUGGUUUUUAAGAGAACUACUUUUAGUGUUACAUAUUUUAAUUUUAGAAGCUAAAUCUUUAGUUCAGUACUAAAAUGGACUUUUACUUUGCAGAUUGUGAGCACUGAUCAUUACUGUUAUUAGUCCUCAAGGUGAAAUGAGGUUAAAAACCUGCCAGUGAUCCAAUGUCAUACAUACCUAGAUGUAGGUAACAUUUUUACUAAGUUAGAGCAAAGUUAAGAAGGAAGCAUCUUUUUUAUUAAUUGCACUUCAGUAUUUUUUAGAAUUAAAGUAGUUGAAGAGGAAACCCCCUAAUCAUAGCUAUGGAGGACUUGAAAUGACCAAAAAAAAAGCCCGUUAAAACAGAAAACAGUUGAACUGCUGAAAAUAAGUCUGCACUAAGAGUCUGGAUAAUUUAAUUUGAUUUUUCCUGUCUAGGACCACAAGUACAUGACUAUUACAAAGACAGUAUUACCAUAAUGCUAGAACAUUGCAAAAGAACUCAAGAUAUAAAAGCUUCACUAUGUGUACAUCUGAUUUUUAUGGCAAAUUGUGCUGUGAGUGAAUUAUGUUGCUGUUAGACAGUUUUUAAAACACAGAAAAAAGAUGUAUUCAGUUCAUUUGGAAGUAUUCCAGAUGUGCUUUUUGGGUCUGUUAUCAGAGAAUUGUCUGGUCCCUGCUCAGCUGACACUGAAUAUGUCAUUAGUAUGCAAGUGAUACAGGAAUAUAUCUGCUGUCUCUGAUUCUGAACUACUUUAAAUAGCCAUUGUUGUUCUCUUCAAUUAACUAUUUAUAAUGUAUACUUUGAAGCAAAUUCCAAAUAAAAAUGUGGAUAGAAGGACAUGUUAACAAGUAUAACUAAUGUAAAGCUGGCGUUGUUGCUUUCCCCCCAAGGUUUAAUGCAUGUGCACAAUAAGCUUGUGGACCCACUGUACAGUAUGAAAGAAAACUGAAAGAAGACUGAAGAGGAACUCCAUGUGGGUCAGCAGCCACAGUUUUAGGUAGCAGAUGAGUUCACUGCUAUGCAAUAUGCUGAAAACUGUUUAAAAUGGCAAAUCCUAGGUACUGUAUUUUUAAAAAGGUCCAAUAUCUGUACAUUCACAUUCCAUCUGUUUGCUGUGUUGUGCAUUUUGCUUGAACAUUUGGAGCUCUGCUGUUGGCUGGUUCAUCACUAAACGAAACACAACAAACUUGGGAGAGACUGCAUGUUACGUAGAUAGGGGAAAAGCAGAGCACUUGCUCUAGCACAGCUAUGUAUUGCAUCUGCCUCAUUUUAGAGAUGAUGACACUUCAUUUCUCAGAAUUCUUAAUUUUUGGCUUGGUUAGUGUAACUACAUUUUGCAUUUGUGUCUCUAGGCAGAAAGGUUUUGGCCUUUGUUAAUACUAUGGACUUGUAAUAGUUGUACAAUUUCUACUAUGAAAUGUUGUGUUUACAUAUAUCUAAUGUACACUGAGCUUUUGCACUUGGUUGCCUUAAAUUUGUCUUAAACAGUUUUUGGGCAUCUCAAGUCCUGCUGUAUAUUUCAGGCAAAUGAAGAUACAAAAACUGUGCCUAAAAACGCACCAAAUUCUUCAAAGUUACAACUUGCUCCUUGGAUAAAAACAUUAAACUUCCAACAAUAGCACUUUUUCUUCUCAUGUACUUCAAAUCACUUUAGGAUUUUUGUAUUUUUGGUAAUCAAGCUUUAUACAGAAGGAGUACAAUCUCAAUGUUCCUUCCUGGAGGUACCUGGUCAAUUAUAUAACUGAUGUUACAAUUAAAUGCCUGAAAAGAGGUUAAUUUACAGGACCUAUAAUGUCUGCAAAUGAUCAUUUAAAGCCAGCUGUUAAUCACUUUUUCAUUGUAUCAUUAUAAACAUUGAGCUGUUACAAGGAAUGUUAUUUCCUACUUUGAAUAUAAGUAAAACUUAAAUAUAAAUCUCUUAA